This is a messenger RNA of Brenthis ino (lesser marbled fritillary), 216 nucleotides long. The record is from the annotation of a GenBank genome assembly. Lineage: Eukaryota; Metazoa; Arthropoda; Insecta; Lepidoptera; Nymphalidae.
AUGGUCAAAAGGUCAUUUACUAUCGAAUUUAUGGGAAUAUCCGAGAAACCACGUCGGAAUGCUGAUGAUCUUCGUGCUCUGGAACACCUGGAACAAACGGCAAAAUUAAUCGAUGGUCAAUGGCAUGUAGGUUGUCCACCAGAGAGUGAGACGCCUACGUCUACUGGCAGAGGACCUAGUACGUGUGCCGUGUUCGUCUCCCGUCCGGAACGACGC